ACAAAGAGCCAGAUUUUCCAAGCAACUUCUCUCCAACAUAAAUGAGACAAGAUAUACUAAAACUUUCCACACCACGGACUCCAAGCAAUACAAAGACUUCCUUAUCAAUUAUUAAAAUCUAAGCCACAUAAUAUACUUCCAUAUGGUCAUUAUUGCAUCAAACCAAAGGAAAACCAAACCAUUAGCAAUGGACCUUACCUUCUCCUUCAUCUUCAUCCUUCUUCUCCCUCUCUUCACCUUCCUCUUAUUCCACCACCUCUCAAUAAAAAAACCAACCUCCGAAGGACUAAAACCACACCCACUAAUUGGCCAUCUACCUCACUUUAUCAAGCACCGCCAUAGAUUCCUUGACUGGAUCACAGAUGUUCUCACCUCAAACCCAAGCCACACCAUGAGCCUCCAAAUCCCUUUCCAAGACUAUGGCAUCCUCACUGCCAACCCCUUAAACGUUGAACACAUCCUCAAGACUAACUUUGGCAACUACCCCAAAGGUCAACGUUCAACCACUUUCCUUCAAGACUUCCUUGGCCAAGGGAUCUUCAACUCUGAUGGUGAGCAAUGGAGGCAUCAGAGGAAAUUAGCAAGCUAUGAGUUCAACAAGAGAUCUCUAAGAAACUUUGUUAUGGAUACAGUUCAGUUGGAGAUUGAAAACAGGUUGUUACCUUUGUUGAGGAGAGCAGAGGAAAGAGAUGAAGUUUUAGAUUUCCAAGACAUCUUGGAAUCCUUUGGUUUUGAUAAUAUUUGCAAGGUGGCUUUCAAUGAAGAUCCUGCUUGUCUCAGUAUUGAUGAGGAGGAGGAGAAGAAGAAGAGUAUGUCUAAGGGGUUCAAGAAAGCAUUUGGAGAUGCUCAAAGCUUAUCAAUGGUGCGUUUCAUGGAUGUGUUCCCAUUCACUUGGAGAAUCAAGAAGAUGUUGGACAUUGGCUCAGAGAAAAAGCUCAGGAAGAGUGUGUCCAUUGUGCGUGAGUUUGCCAUGAAGAUCAUACGUGAUAGAAGAAGGGAUAACAGAGACCAUGAUGGUGAUGAUCUCUUGUCUCGCUUUUCGUCGGAGAAGGAGAAGAGUGAGGAGUUUCUCAGAGAUAUAGUGAUAAGUUUUGUGUUGGCUGGGAGGGAGACCACAUCUUCUGCACUGAGUUGGUUCUUCUGGUUGGUGUCGACAAGGACGGAUGUGGAAGAGAAGAUAGUGAAGGAAGUAGAUGAGAUUAGAGCUAGGCAUGGAAAUUUCAGAGAGGGUUUUGACUAUGACAAGCUGAGAGAGAUGCAGUAUCUUCAUGCGGCGGUGACGGAGUCAAUGAGGCUGUAUCCUCCGGUGGCGAUCGACACAUUGGCAUGCAAAGAGGAUGACACAUUGCCUGACGGGAACUUUGUAGGCAAGGGAUGGUUUGUGUCAUACAGUGCAUAUGCUAUGGGGAGAUUGGAGGAGAUAUGGGGGGAGGAUUGGGGGGUUUUCCGGCCAGAGAGGUGGUUGGAGGAUGGAGUUUUUAAACCGGAGAAUCCGUUCAAGUUUCCAGUGUUUCAUGCAGGGCCAAGGAUGUGUUUAGGGAAGGAGAUGGCUUAUAUACAGAUGAAGUCUGUGGCUGCAAGUGUGUUUGAGGAGUUCAAGGUUGAGGUUUUGCUGGAGAAGGGAAGAAGUCCAGAACAUGUGCUUUCAAUGACUCUCAGAAUGAGAGAUGGUUUGCCUGUUCAAGUGAAAAGGAGGGAAAGAAGUUAACAUCUUUGUUAAUAGAGUGUAAUAAAAGUUACUGUGCCACGAAAUAUUGGUAACAGUUCUUUUGCGAAUACUGUGCCAUGCACCUUUUAAUUAUUAAUAAUGGGUUUUUAAGUAAAGAAUUCGUUAUUUUA
This is a messenger RNA of Dioscorea cayenensis subsp. rotundata (Guinea yam), 1839 nucleotides long. RefSeq names its product cytochrome P450 94A1-like. Lineage: Eukaryota; Viridiplantae; Streptophyta; Magnoliopsida; Dioscoreales; Dioscoreaceae. Bases 143 to 1708 code for a protein of 521 amino acids. The transcript has a single exon. The record is from RefSeq and is a predicted model, not a curated record. Gene Ontology annotation, molecular function: monooxygenase activity; iron ion binding; heme binding.